AUGAGUAAGAAGACGUAUCCUGCCAAGUCCGCGGGCCCCUACUUCCCAAUCCCCCGCCCCCUCACCACCACACUCCUUCGCAUCGUCCCCGGAGACCCUUCCAACGUCUCCCCGGCUAUCCACUUUCUCCGCAAUGAUAUGCCGCCCGUCCUCGACUCUACCACCAUGACCCUUCAUGCCACCGUGGACGACCAGUCUGCCUCUGUUCUACUUCCACUUCUUACGACGGACCCCAUCCCCGUUGAAUGGUUCGACUUCUGCCUCGACCACCUCUCUACCUCCUUCCUCGAACUCACCCUAACUAUGACCGAUCACGACCGCUCCCAAACCUCCCUACUCGGCCGUUCCGUUCUUGUCGCAUCCGACUUCGCUUCUCGUAGAGGACUCAUUCAUCCGCUUCUACUGGACUCCACGGGCCUCCCGGUGGCCAGGGCCACCCUCGACUUCAUCGUCAUCACGCCCCAGCCCGCGGGUGCCCCGCUCGCCUCUGUGCGAAAUGGCCCGCCGCGGUUUACCGGCCAUCGGGGCAUGGGCUCCUCGGGCCCCGCCUUUCCCUGGAGGUCGAUAGAAAAUCUCCCUGAAUCGUUUUUGUUGGCCGCCCUCUGCGAUUCCAAAGUCACUACAGUUGAACUUGAUGUCCAGCUCUCUCGUGACGGACGCACCAUCGUCUAUCAUGAUUGGUACUUCAGACCGGAUGGAUCUCGUGACAAAGAUGCCUCAAAGUCUUCCUUGAGAGUUCCUUUGAACCACCUCACGUUUGAUGAGAUGGACAACCUUUUUCGCUCCAUGCUUCACAAGGGCGAUCAUUCCGUGGAUAGAAAUAAGCAUCUCUUGAGAGAAGCCCUCCAGAAGAGAGAUGAUGUUUCCGAUGACGUCUUAUCCACAAAGAUCUGGUCCUUGACGGAUGUCUGCGAAGUUUUGCCGGAAGAGAUUGGACUGCUUGUCGAAGUCAAAUUUCCAUCAAGCGGUGUCUUGGAAGAAUCGCCAGUACCUUUCCCCGAAAAGAAUUUCUUCGCCGAUUGCGUCUUGAAGGACAUUUUCAAAGUCUCGAGAAACCGCAGGCGCGAAAUCAGCUUCCUCACUUUCAAUGCCGAUCUCGCUAUGAUGUUGUCCAUGAAGCAAACGCUCUACCCUGUGUACUUGUCCCACUGCGAGGUCCUCGACAAGCCAUGUGAAGAGCUCGACCCCCGUUGUAUCGACCUUGAUGAGGGCUUGAAGUUUGCGGUUUCUCAGAAACUUGAUGGCAUGAUGAUUCUCAACAAGCUUGUUGAAACGAAGCCGGAGGCCAUUGAGCGCAUUAAGGACCGUGGCUUGCCUAUCAUCACCUAUGGAAGUCGCAACACAGACCCCGAAUUCGUUCGACAUCAGUUCCGCAUGGGCAUCAAUGGUGUCAUUGCCGAUGACGUCAACGUACUCACAAAAGCCUUCCACAUAUGACGCUACCUCUGACAUAAGUUUUCUUUUUUGUUUCAUUUCAUGCAGCCCCUAGGUUUCACACGUCGGGCUGUACUCAACGCUCUCUGUAGUUGAUGCAGUAUCACAGUACCCAUUGUCACUGACGUACACUAAAGCGUAGAGAAACCAUGAAUGCGGUGUAGACCAUUUGUGGUACGCUUUGUUUGCUGCGUGCUAGGAAUGUGGCCAGCGCUACACCGAAUUGAAGUGAUCCGGGUGAAGCCGAGUAAAUCGCUGCACACGACCGCAUGACCA
This is a messenger RNA of Chondrus crispus (carragheen), 1710 nucleotides long. Its product is annotated as Glycerophosphoryl diester phosphodiesterase. The record is from RefSeq and is a predicted model, not a curated record. The coding region runs from base 1 to 1437 and encodes 478 amino acids. Gene Ontology annotation, biological process: glycerophospholipid catabolic process. The transcript has 2 exons. Gene Ontology annotation, molecular function: phosphoric diester hydrolase activity. Lineage: Eukaryota; Rhodophyta; Florideophyceae; Gigartinales; Gigartinaceae.